Molecule: messenger RNA, 1050 nt
Organism: Symbiodinium pilosum
Lineage: Eukaryota; Dinophyceae; Suessiales; Symbiodiniaceae
Source: the annotation of a GenBank genome assembly
AUGAAGGCCAGCCCCUUCCUCAACAAAGCUCGGCAGGCCAUCGUGGAAGAGGCCAAGCUGGUGACGGACGAUGUUCGUGACAUUGCCGGCGGAGUUAGGGAGGGCAUGCAGCUCACCAAGCAGGAUCUGCAAGCGCAGAGCCAAAACUGGCGGAGUGCCAUCGGAGCUCGUUGGCGCAGUUUCGCUCAAAAAGACGAGCCCAAGGGCUAUCCUGAUGCCAAAGAGGCAGAUGCGUCCCCAGAAGCUUCGCCAGCAACCGGCUUCCAGGCAGUCCGGCAAAACAUUGCCUUGACUGCAGACGUCUCCAAAGACAUGUGGAGGGACGUACGGGAGCUCAAGCAGGAGGUGAUGAGUGAAGUUCGGCACAGCGUGCAUGACCUCCGACAAGUCAGCAAGCAGGUUUUCCGUGGCAACUCAGAUGCACAGGAGAGUGGGACCGCUCCAGAGACAGGCGAGCAGGACUCCAAGGAUGGCAAAGGGGGCUUGGACAAGGUGAAGACAGCCGUUUUCCGAAAAGCGGGAAACAUCCGGGAAGGUCUCAGAAGCCGGUUGCAGGAGGAUCCUAAAGCGGAGGCCUUCUGGACGCUGCCAUCUACAAGGGCCAAUUAUGCAGAGCUUUCUACCGCUCCAAGCUCCAACGAAGCCGUCAACCGCGUGCGAUCGUUGGGUGGAAAGCUGAAGGGGAGCCUUGCGCGAAAAGGCCGGGAAGUUUCGUCAGGCGUUGUGAGCAUCGCUCAAGGUGUCCGUCAAAAAGGGCAAUCCUUGAAGGAAACUGUUGGGCAGAGCGGUCAGGGUGUGCCUCCCAAAACUGACUCGGGCAGUGCCUUGGAUGAUGCCAACCUCGGAGAUUCCAUCUUUGCGAUUGGGUCCGACGAGGAAGAUGCCUGGUCAGAUGCCGAUGGCUUUUGGGAGGGUCAUUCGGAUGGCAACUCCUCAGAGACUCCUUCAACCCGCUCUAUGUCAGCUCAGGCUGCUGCGGGCAUCACGUCCGAGGCAGGCUCAGCGGAGGGCCCCGAGACCGAGCACAAGGAGCUCAAAGAGCCGAAGUAG